AUAUAGCACAGGAAAACGGGAUUGAUGUUGUCAAGUUGAGCAGCAAUGGCUUCUCCGGACCGAUGGAUAAUCAUCGGGGGCUUUUUUUGCACUCUGCUUUGUCUGCGCGGCCGGACCGCGGCUCAGCUAUCCUACUCCGUCGCGGAGGAGGCAGACAAAGGGACCGCGGUGGGAAAUCUGGCCAAGGAUUUCAACCUCAGCGCGCAGGACCUCCGAGCCACGGGGCUGCGCAUCACCUCCGCGUACAAAAAGCGAUAUUUCGACGUCGAUGUGGAAUCUGGAAUAUUGGUCGUCAGCGAGAGGAUAGACAGGGAGGAGCUGUGUCCCAACGUGCUGAAAUGUUCUUUAAACGUCGAAGCGACGAUGAGUAAUCCUCGCAGGCUUCACCAAAUUGAGGUUGUCAUUCAAGACAUUAAUGAUAAUGCUCCGGUUUUUAAUCAAGAAACUGCAACGAUGGAUUUGUCUGAAAAUUAUUUUCUCGGGGAAAGGCACCCGCUUCCCCUCGCACACGACGCCGACGUGGGCGUCAACUCCGUGAAGACUUAUAAAUUAAAGCCCAACGACUACUUUGCUUUGGAUGUGCAAAGCAGCGGCGAAAGUGUGUCAGCCGAGUUGUUACUGCAGAAAGCUUUAGACAGAGAAAAGCAGGCAGUCGUCGACCUCACGCUGGUCGCCGUCGAUGGGGGGAAACCUCCGAAAUCCGGCACCAUCCAAAUCCUCAUAAAUGUUCUCGAUGUCAACGACAAUUCUCCUUUGUUUAGCAAAUCUCUCUACAAGGUCCAAGUUGUUGAAAAUGCAGAUAUCGGCACCGUGUUGCUGACGCUUUCUGCCACCGAUUUGGACGACGGCGUGAAUGGGCAACUGACGUAUUCGUUUGCAGAACGAGGGCGAUUUAACCCCGAUCACGUGUUUGCCUUGAAUGAGAAUACAGGCGAAAUCAGCGUCAAAGCUGCGAUUGAUUAUGAGGACACUCAAGCCUACGAGCUCGGUGUCCAAGUGCGCGACAAAGGCGUUCCUCCUCGCUUGGCGCACAGCAAAGUCUUGGUGGAGGUCAUUGACGUCAACGACAACGCGCCCGAAAUCGCCGUGUCAUCUCUCAUGAGUCCCGUGAAAGAGGACGCUGAGAUAGGCGCUGCCGUUGCCAUGGUGAUGAUCACUGACAAGGAUGGGGGGGAAAAUGGCCAAACAAAGUGUACAAUUGUUGGAUCGGUGCCGUUCAUAUUGAAGUUGAACUACAAAAAUUACUACUCAUUGUUGGUGAACGGACCUCUCGACAGAGAGGCCACCCCCCGGCAUCUCGUCACACUCGCGGCGACUGAUGACGGAACGCCGGCUCGGUCCACGACGCGUGUCAUCGACAUUCAGGUUUCUGAUGUCAAUGACAAUCCGCCUCAUUUCGCGGAGCCUGCAAUUAAUAUUUAUCUGGAGGAAAACAGUCCAGUUGGAACAACUAUUUACACGUUGACGACUACGGAUGCUGACUCGGCUGAAAAUGGAAAAGCAGCCUAUCACUUGAUUGGAAGUUCUUUUAAAGCAACGCAAACAGCCUCGAUGAUCAACAUCAACUCGGAGAGCGGCGACAUCGUCAGCUUGCAGUCGUUCGACUACGAGACGCUGCAGACGCUGGAGUUCCAAGUUCAGGCCACGGACGGCGGCGUCCCUCCGCUCAGCGGCAACGUCAGCGUCAACCUUUUCAUCCUGGACCAGAACGACAACAGUCCCCGCAUUCUGCCGCCCUAUUCCGAGCACGGCUCGGCCAACGGCGAGAGCGUCCCCUACUCCGCCGAAGCGGGAUACUUUGUGGCGAAGAUCAGGGCCGUGGACGCCGACUCGGGUUACAACGCGCUGCUCUCCUACCAGCUGUCGGAGCCCAAAGGCGGCAACGGGCCGCUCUUCCGCAUCGGAAGCGGCAGCGGGGAGAUUCGGACCAGGAGGAGAAUGAGCGAGGAUGACCUGAAAAGUCACCCCUUGGUGGUGUCGGUGUGCGAUCACGGAGAAGCCUCCCUGUCGGCGACGGUGUCCAUUGAUGUGCUGGUGCUUGAAAGCACAGCUGACAUCCGCACUCAGUUCAGACAUGUGCCCAGAAAGGAGGAGAGCUUCUCCCGUUUGCACUUGUAUCUGCUCAUCGCCAUCGCGGCCGUGUCGCUGGUCUUUCUGCUCAGCCUGCUGGCUUUCGUAGCCUUCAAAUGCCGCAGACGGACGGACGGCGGCGCCCCCGUGAUUGCCGCCCACCCCGACGGGAGCUGGUCUUACUCCAAAGCGACGCAGCAGUACGACGUGUGUUUGGGCUCCGACACGCUCAAGAGCGACCUGGUGCUUUUCCCCGCGGCCUUUCCGCCCGCCGAGGCCGAACUGAUCAGCAUUCACGGAGGCGACACCUUUACCAGGACUCAGACUUUGCCAAACAGCGAGAAGGUAGGCUGA
This is a messenger RNA of Syngnathoides biaculeatus (alligator pipefish), 2424 nucleotides long. Its product is annotated as protocadherin alpha-13-like. Gene Ontology annotation, cellular component: plasma membrane. NCBI's taxonomy places the organism in Eukaryota, Metazoa, Chordata, Actinopteri, Syngnathiformes, Syngnathidae. The transcript has a single exon. Gene Ontology annotation, biological process: homophilic cell-cell adhesion. Gene Ontology annotation, molecular function: calcium ion binding. The coding region runs from base 46 to 2424 and encodes 792 amino acids. The record is from RefSeq and is a predicted model, not a curated record.